This is a messenger RNA of Folsomia candida, 1705 nucleotides long. Its product is annotated as quinone oxidoreductase-like protein 2 homolog. NCBI's taxonomy places the organism in Eukaryota, Metazoa, Arthropoda, Collembola, Entomobryomorpha, Isotomidae. Bases 327 to 1433 code for a protein of 368 amino acids. Gene Ontology annotation, molecular function: oxidoreductase activity. The record is from RefSeq and is a predicted model, not a curated record. Gene Ontology annotation, cellular component: mitochondrion. The transcript has 6 exons.
CCGCACAUUACAUGCAAAGAAAUAUAAUACAAAAUAUUUUAUCGUCAGCAAUGCUAAUUCAUUUCAAUCAAUCCAAUAAAAUUCCAACAUUUACAACGCUUAAAAAAUAUAACAGCGCAAAAUUACUUUAAAUUAAGCAACAUACGACUUUGUCUAUCAUUCUUCGCUGUUCAACAUUGAACAUUUAAAAGUGCACAGUAAAAUAAUGUUGAAUUAUUUUUGACAUUACAAUAAUAUGCAAUACUAUAUGGUUAGAAACAUACAAUACAAUUUUAACUGAUUUUCUGACUGAUUGAGUGCACUUUGGUUGGAGAAAAGUCGGAAAUAUGAAUAUAGCCAGAAAGUAUGCCUCCGCUUUCUCCCACCUCUUAUCAACCCAGGCCGCCUUAAAACAACUCCUCCCUUCUGGCGCCACUAGUCAUCAGUUUGUCAGACAAGCCUCCAAGUUCAGAGCAGCCUUGCUUAAAGAAUUUGGGAAACCGUUGGUUAUUGAAGAGCAGAAACGUCCAAAGCUAAAAAAGGACCAAGUCCGUCUCAGAGUUUAUUGCUGUGGAAUAAAUUCGGUAGAUUUUCACAAUGCGGCCGGAAGCAUCGAACCUAAACCAGAGUUACCGUUUGUCCCGGGUUUUGAGGUAUGCGGCGAAAUUUUAGAAGUUGCACCGGACGAGAAAAAUAAACUUUUGCGACCUGGGGAGAGGGCCAUAGCACUACACAGUCAAUUUAAAGGGGGAUUUGCAGAGGAGAUGAUUGUCUCUAAUAAAGACGUUUGGAUAGUGGACAACUUCAUGAGCUUUGAAACUGGCGCUUCGCUAACUAACUCAUACGCAACAGCAUUACUAGCGCUGACCAGGAGAGCAGAAGUUAAGGACGGGGACACCGUUUUGAUUAACGGAGCAGCAGGUCGUGUUGGUUUGGCAGCGGUCGAUUUGGCUGCGAAUGUUUAUCGCUGUAAAGUCAUUGCUGUGUGUGCCAAUGAUGAGCGGGCUUCCAUUGUUCGAGAUCGUGGAGCUUUCGCAACAGUUGUAAUGUCGCAACAAGAUCUCAUCACGGAAGUUAACAAGAUCACUGAUGGGAAGGGUGUCAAAAUUAUUAUUGACACGAUUGGAGGAGAGAGUUUUAAAAAAGUUGUAAAGUGUGCCGCAGAUGAAGCGAAGAUCGUUGUAGCAGGAUUUGCAUCAAAGAAAAUUCCACAAAUCACUGGGGAUGAAUUGAUGGAAAAUUCAUUUAGCAUUAUUGGAGUGUCUUUAGAUCAAUAUAGGAAGAAGCAGUAUGAUGUAUAUAAACAGUGUGUGACUGAUGUUAUCGAAAUGUCAAAAGAAAAUUUGAUCAAACCACUUAAAGCUAAACAUUUUCCAUUAGAGGAUGUUAAUGAAGCCCUCAAAACGUUAAAAGACAAAAAUUCUAUUGGCAAGUUCGUACUGGACAUCCCUUAAUUAUAGAAUUGAUUUGGUGUAAUGUACACCCUGACUUGAGCCUUGAACAUUUUAUUGAACUUUAUUAUACGCAAUUGUAAAACUAUUUAAUCAGAGAGAGGAAUAUUGUUGUGUCCUAUUGAUCCCUUUGUUUUGGGAUUUAGUCAUGUGUCGAUUUAUAAAUAUUUGAUUAUUAUAGAGUACACGUUACGUAUCAUUAUGUGUUGUAUAACUGCAUUUUGAAUGCAAUCUCAAUGACUUAAUAAACGACGAUUUUUAAAUUCCGAAAAAAA